Heterocephalus glaber (naked mole-rat) is the source of this 1379-nucleotide messenger RNA. It is a transcript of the gene Mrpl46, whose product is annotated as mitochondrial ribosomal protein L46. NCBI's taxonomy places the organism in Eukaryota, Metazoa, Chordata, Mammalia, Rodentia, Bathyergidae. Gene Ontology annotation, cellular component: mitochondrial large ribosomal subunit. The record is from RefSeq and is a predicted model, not a curated record. Gene Ontology annotation, molecular function: structural constituent of ribosome.
GGGAGCCGCGGGACAUUGUGGGAAGGGAGAAAGAUGGCGGCGCCUGUGAGGCACACAGUGUCAGGAUUGACGAGAGGCUGGUGGCAGUUCGAGAAACUUUGGGCAGGUGGCUUCGGUUCUCGCAGCCUGUCUCUCGAGACCGCACCCUUAAACAACAGAUCGCCAUGGCGUUUAUUGGGCUCGUUGUGUCUGCAGCGGCCACCGCUCAUCUCCAAGCCUCUGACCCCCCUGCAGGAAGAGAUGGCGGCUUUGCUGCAGCAGAUUGAAGUAGAGAAAAGCCUAUAUUCAGACCAUGAACUUCGUAUUCUAGAUGAAGCCCAGAGGCUGGCAAAGAAGAAAGCUGACCUGUACGCUGAUGUAGAGCAAGAUGAACAGGAUAUAUUGCUUGUACAAGAUUUGGAAGAUUCAUGGGAGCAGGCAUUCCUAAAUUUCAAACCUGGAGCGCGUAUAACAGAAGCCGAUAAAAAAAAUGACCGAACCUCACUGCACCGGAAGCUAGACAGAAAUCUUGUCCUGUUAGUCAGAGAGAAACUUGGAGAUGAGGAUGUUUGGUUGCUACCCCAGGCAGAGUGGCAGCCAGGGGAGACCCUCCGAGGCACAGUGGAGCGAACACUGGGCACUCUCUCAGAAAACAACAUGAAAGCCAAGUUCCUAGGAAAUGCACCCUGUGGCCACUACAAGUUCAAGUUCCCCCAGGCAGUGCGGACAGAGAGUAACCUCGGGGCCAAAAUAUUCUUCUUCAAAGCACUACUAUUAAAUGGAGACUUUUCCCAGGCCGGGAAGAAGAGCCAUCAUGUGUGGGUCAGUAAGGAGGAGCUGGGCGACUAUUUGAAACCGAAAUACUUGACCCAGGUUAGGAAAUUUCUUUUGGACCUCUGAUGGACUGAGCUGCCUGAGGACAAGUUGGGCCUCAAGGACUUUGGCGUGUUGCCCCACAUGUGCAGGGGAUAUGGAGGAGUAAACAAUUUGAAGAAUUAAAUGAAUCUGUCCUGUGUUGUCUCAGCUGAUUUGCCCUGGGGGGUCAACUGGCUUCUCCCUGUGAAGAGGGAUCUCCUAGGGCACCUUUUUGUUUUUUCAAGCUGAUAAUAAUUAUUUUAUUGCCUUAUGGUGAAUUAACUGACUUAAGGGGCCCAGGAAGAAAGAACAGAAGGAAAUGAAUUGACAAAGCCUUGAAUUCUGUAAAGCUUCUAGAGUCACAAGAAAAACCUCACUGUGUACAGUUUCUUAGCCAUUUUCCAUUUUGUUACUCCUGUCCAUUUGAUAGGAAAAUGUUUUAAUCUAGCUUAAAAAUAAUGCUGUUUUUCUUCACUUUUUCCCUUCAUCCCUUCUUUUCCUUCUUAAAAGCAUUUUAUGUUUAAAAAUAAACUCAUCAUGUCAUA